AAAACGCGUCUACACACCGCAGUAUACAUACAUGUACACAGGCACCACAGGUCGACCUCGGGAGACCGACGGGUGGGCAUCAAGCCCACUCCUGCGUCGUGUCACUCGCAGCAGGCAGGCAGCUAGCUAGUCAGGCAGACACGUACUAUAUAGACAAAACGGAUGCAUUUGUGCGGAUGCAGAAGACGGCUUCAGUCAGCAAAUGGUUGGAAGCCGUCUUCUGCAUCCGCACAAAUGCGUCAACCAAUGCGUCAACCACCAUACACUCUCCUGAACGAAUGGAUGAGAUCAGACACACAUCUUACAGUGGCAUUUGUUUGCGUGUGGUUCAUGUACUCGGCUCUUGAGAGUGGCGAUUUCCUCCCUAAGUCGCUCAAUCUCGGCCUCCAGACGACGCCGCUCGGCCGCUUCCUGCGCACACUGCAGAGUCACACAGACAGACACAGAUGCAGAAGGGGUCGGUGAUAUGAACUACCUUCUUGUUGCACGUGAUGAGUUGUUUGUAGAGCUUGUCGAAGGCCCCGUCAUCCUGUGCGUCGACUGCCUUCUUCAGGGCUUUCUUGAAGGCCGUCUGGAUGGCUGACGGGAGGAGGGGCACCACGGGAAGGACGGCGGCCACACCUUUGAUGUCAAAGUCAGACUCCAGCGCGGAUGAGACUUGAUCAACACGAUAUUGGGACAGGCCCUCGAUGGCCGCCGCCCAAUACAGCAUGAGUGGAAGGCGAUGACGCUGCACCACAGCCAGGUUGGAAACCGGAUACUCAGCGACUUCACGAUGAAUCGACCUGCACACACAGACGAUCACAGAGACAGACAGAGAGAGAGAGAGAGAGUGAGAGAGGAGGACACGUAUCGUGUGUGCAUGUCAUCUCCCCACUCACUUGGCCAUCCGGGAGAUCUCCUCAUAGCAGCCGUCAAUGACGCACAUCCGCAGAUAGUGCAGGGCCAGUACACGCAGCGGGAAGUAGCGAACCGUCAUCUGCAGCACGACAUCCUUGAGACGGAUGUCCCCCAGCCCCUGCUGCGGCAGCGCAUCGGCACCAAUAACGCGGGCGCUGCAAAACAGCCAGCUUACCCGUCCCAUCAGCUUUAUGCCGAAUUCACUGACAGAGGCGCCAGUCGACGUCACCUUGCCCAUGCGGAUCUUGCGCGAAGCCAUCAGAGUCGGGCUCUCAUGCAGCUGGAUCGCGGGGCGUGUGGCAUCGGAAUCGCCGUGAGGAUGAGCCACCUCCAGACAGCCAUCAGGAGCAUAGCAUGACACGAAAGACUCCCCCUCAGCUCGCCUUCCAACGACUGGAUGGAACUUGACGUACCAGCCCGCCACUUCCGUCAGCUUGGCAUCGCCGUCGCGGAUGGCAUUGGCUGGCAGAUCGCUGGAUGUGGGAGGGGCGUAGGGAGGGGGAAGACCCACCACCUCGACAGAGAAGCCCAUACACGUGAUGGCUCCCCCCCGCUCGUCGGCAAAGGGCCGCACCGUCGCCGUAGAAGAGGAUGAGAAUUCGUCGGACUCGAAAACGGCCGCUGCAGACGGACAGGACGACACCGACCACAGACAAGCAGAGGUGUUGCUGAUGUGAGCCGUUCCACCUGUCCUCUUGUUUACCCUGUGCGGCCGAGAGAGAUGCCGUGUUCGUCACCGAUGUCAUGAAUUUGGCGAGCUCUUGACGCGACACAUCGACUGCAUCGUACGAGAUGGCAUCUGCCAGGCUGGCCACCCAAGCUCACCGCUGCCUUGGUGGCAUCGGUGUCCUCGCCCAUUUCGCGACGACGCCACUGCUCGCGGAUGACGUCAGGCCUCUUGCGGAGGGACUGACGCAGCGCCGCGCAAAUGUCGGUAUGGCGGUGGAUGAAGCGGGCGAUGAAUGGAUAGCGGGCGAUAGUGUCCAGCAACUUGCUGGCCAGCUGAUGGUCGGCAAGCCAUCCCUCUCCCACAACCUGACACAGACCAAAAGGCACCGACAGUGGAACCAUGAACGAGAUUGAGGUCUCUCUCUUGCCGAUGCUCGCCUUGCGAUGGAUGCGCCACAGGAGGCUCUUGUUGCUGCCGGUGGUAAAGAUCUGGUCGGUGUCGAAUUGCAGGUAGUCCAGCGCCACCAUCGCGUCGAGCAGAUUGUCCCUGGUCAGCGAGUCCACUAUGUCCACCUCCUGCUGCAGGACCACCUCACCGAUGGGCCGGCUGAUCUUCUCGAUGGACACCUGACGCUCCUGGCCCUCCUGAAACUCGCCGUCCAUCACCUGCACCCACACACACAGAGGACACACAUGGCGUGCAUGUCACGUGUCUGUCAUCUCUGCCGUGUGUGGUGUGUCGCAUCUCACCUGAGUGAAGUAUCUGAAUGGCAGCAGAAUGCCCUCCUUGACGACGAGCGGCGCAUCGCCCUCCGCAUCGCCAGCGAACCGCACACUCACAGACGGCUCCAUCACACCGCUCACCGCAGCAGGAGGACGACAGCAGACACCGAGGAGGCGACGGCAGCACCCUCGACGAGAGCAGAGGACCCCACGACGGAGAUGCGCCGCAACGGAAGAAACACAGAUCCUUCCAGUCUCUCUCCUUUUCAGUCAGGCGACGAUCAGAAGGCUUGUGCUGG
This is a messenger RNA of Vitrella brassicaformis, 2591 nucleotides long. NCBI's taxonomy places the organism in Eukaryota, Vitrellaceae. The record is from the annotation of a GenBank genome assembly.